Molecule: messenger RNA, 1701 nt
Organism: Papilio machaon (common yellow swallowtail)
Lineage: Eukaryota; Metazoa; Arthropoda; Insecta; Lepidoptera; Papilionidae
Gene: IntS14
Product: integrator complex subunit 14
Exons: 10
Coding region: 109-1656 (515 amino acids)
Biological process (GO): snRNA 3'-end processing
Cellular component (GO): integrator complex
Source: RefSeq, a predicted model, not a curated record
UUUGAACUGACUUAAAAAUAGGGAAAAUACUUUUGUUUAUUAUUUUUGUUAAGUAGUAAAAGUGCUAUGAAACUGUAUUAAGUUAAUUAUGAAAAGAAAAUUUUAAAUAUGCCUACAGCAAUAUUACUCGAUGUAUCAUUAUCCAUGUCACGGCCGGUGCCUACAUCGGACACAACAGAAAAUAUUACAAGACUUACAAUAGCUUCAGCGGCAAUAAAUACAUUUUUAGAUUAUUUAAGUAUACACGCAAAAUUAGAAUAUGUAGCUUUGAUAACAUUCUCUUCCACGUAUGAAGUAACUGUCCCAUUCACUCGUGACUAUGAUAGCAUUAAGGCAAAAUUGGGUCAUCUGGAAGAAGGUGAUAAAACAUGCAUAGAAACUGCAUUGUCAGGUGUCAAUCAACUUAUACUUGGAGAAUGGGGAUACCAAACACUUGUGCAAACUAUACUGAUAACUGAUGGAACUUGUGGUGUUGGUGCUAUAGGAAGGAAUCGUAUAAUACAAGCACUGCCUUUGCCGCCUUCGUUUCCUUCAAAAAUACAUAUCCUACCAAUUGUAUCACCACAUGACUCUUGUCUUCAACAUGCUAUGCCAUUAUACCAAAAAAUUGUUGAUUUGGCAAGCAGCACUGUGAACAACUCAACUGGCAACAUUAAUAGAGGUGCUAUAUAUUGUCCUGAUCAACUCUCUGCAGCUGCGGUUGUCACUGCAAUGACAAAGUUAUGCGAGCAACAAUAUCAAGAAUUCUGGUGUACACUAAAGUGCGGUCAGUUGGAGACUAAAGUACAAUUAUUCCCGGCUCCGCAGCCCGCAUCCCAUGAGGGGCUUGCGGCUACAUAUACUAUAUCUAAUCAAAUACAUAUUGUUGGAUUCUUACAACAACAAGAUUUAGGCACACCAAUAGCUAUCAGUAAACAUCUUAUAAUACCACAACCUCAAACCAAUAACAAUAACAACAGAGAGAACUAUGGCUCUAAAACACCUACAAAAGAAGGCUCAAGCAGUGAAACAACGACUACGGAAGAAGACAAUACUGAUCCAAGCAAAGUACCAAACUUUUGUGUACUACUUCACGGCGCACUUAAGGUGGAGGGCAUGGCGGCCAUAGUACAGCUAGGUCCGGAGUGGUGGGGCACGGUGUCGGCGUGGUGCGAGGCAUCUCGCGCGCGCCGCUCCUGUCUGCUGCUGGCAGUACUGCGCCCCGGCGCCUCCGCCGCGCCCUGGCUCGGACCUCUCGACCAGUUGGGUCCUGCAGAUGAAUCUACCAACGCUGAGGCGUUCCCGGUGCGGUCAUGGCGGUCGUACAGCGGCGGCGGGUCGGGCUGUGCGUGGGCGCGCCCGCACGCGCUACUCGCCGACGUACAGAAAGUGUUGCGACACGCUCGCAAGCUGCCCGACAAAACGCAGCAUCUCUACAAGGAACUGAACCGACUCCGUCGCGCCGCCAUUUCAUUGGGUUUCUCCGAGCUGCUGACGAGCGUGGGCGGGGCUCUAGAGCGGGAGUGCGCGGCGCUGCCGAGCUCUGCACCGCCGGAGUGCGCGCUGCAGCUGGCGCACGCGGCGGCCGCGCUGCGCGACCCACGUACCGCGCUCGACAUCAAGCACACCCUUCAGCCGCUCGCCACCAAUUUCACUGUUACCUCAAUGUCACACUGAAACACUCUAUGAGUAAUUCUCAAUAUUUAAAUGUUUGAUAAUAAA